Molecule: messenger RNA, 1864 nt
Organism: Drosophila novamexicana
Lineage: Eukaryota; Metazoa; Arthropoda; Insecta; Diptera; Drosophilidae
Product: phenoloxidase-activating factor 1
Exons: 4
Coding region: 260-1582 (440 amino acids)
Biological process (GO): proteolysis
Molecular function (GO): serine-type endopeptidase activity
Source: RefSeq, a predicted model, not a curated record
UACACGGCCGAGCGUUCACGCGAGCGGAUUCACUUUUGUGUGCGUUUUCAUUCAGCCGCUCGACAAACGACAUACGACAUACGCGACAUUCGUGACAUUCGCUACAUUUGCUCUUUGCCAGUGCACGCGUUGGCGAUUGCGUAUACGCCGCGUUGCCCCAUUGGCCCCGCUUUUUGUUGUCACACAUUGUUUGCAGCUUGAGGCCUGUUCGCAAUCUAUUGGAAAUCGCAUUGUUUGACUUGAAUUCAGCCGAUCGCUGAUGUCCCCGUACCCAAAGAACGGCGCAUUGUGGGCUGCCAGCGCCCUUGCCCUGCUCGUCGGCGCAGCCAAUGCUCAGCCAGAGCUGGCGCGCCAGGCCUGCGAUAUACCCAACGAGACAAAGCGUGGCGUCUGCGUGCCGGUGAGCCAAUGCGCCGCAUAUUUGCAGGUGCGCAAUGUGACCAACUUAAGUUCGGAGCGCGUCAACUUUCUGAAGAAGGUGCAGUGCGAGGUGGAGACAACAUCAACGGCAACGGAAACUGAAAACGCAACGUUAGCAGCAAAUGCUGCUGCUACUGAAGCUGUAGAUGACGAUUCGAAUGAGUCCUCGUACAAACCGCUUGUCUGCUGUCCGGCAAAUGGCCAGGAUUAUCUCUACCCGGUCAUACAGUUCUCCAAGUUCGAGUAUCGUCGCUUUCUGGAUGUCACCGCGCGCUUCAAGCGGAAGAAGCUUAAGCGACGCAUCCAGACCGUCGAGCCCAGCACGGGAUUUAAUCUGUUGAACGAGUGCGGCAAACAGGUCACAAAUCGCAUCUAUGGCGGCGAAAUUGCUGAAUUGGACGAAUAUCCCUGGCUGGCAUUGCUGGUCUAUCAUUCGAAUGACUACGGUUGCAGCGGCGCUCUGAUCGACGAUCGUCACAUUCUGACUGCCGCCCACUGUGUCCAAGGCGAGGGCGUGCGCGAGCGACGCGGCUUAAAGCACGUGCGUCUGGGUGAGUUUAAUGUCAAGACAGAGCCGGACUGCAUUGAGGAGCCCAACUAUUUGAGCUGCGCUGACGCGGCACUAGAUAUUGCAUACGAGCACAUACACGUGCAUCCGGAAUACAAGGAGUACUCCAGUCACAAGUAUAACGAUAUAGCCAUAAUUCGUUUGAAGCAUCCGGUUAGUUUCACGCACUUCAUCAUGCCCAUAUGCCUGCCCAAUCAAAGCGCCCAGACGCCGCUCAUUGAGGGCCAAAUGUUCUCCGUUUCCGGCUGGGGACGCACCGAUCUCUUCAACAAGUACUUUAUCAACACGCACAGUCCCAUUAAACUGAAGCUACGCAUACCCUAUGUGUCCAGCGAGAACUGCAGCAAGAUGCUGGAUCUGUACGGUGUGCGUCUUGGCCCCAAGCAGCUGUGCGCCGGCGGCGAGAAGGCUAAGGAUACGUGUGCCGGCGACAGCGGUGGUCCGCUCAUGUUCUUCGAUCGCCAGCAUUCCCGCUGGGUGGCCUACGGCAUUGUUAGCUACGGAUUUACGCAAUGUGGUGCCGGGCCUGGAGUUUAUACGUCUGUCUUGAGCUAUAUUAGCUGGAUCGAGAGCAUUAUCAAGCCUACGGCUUGAGAGAGAGAGAGAAAGAUAUGUGGAGCGUUGACGUCAUUUUUGGUUUUGGAGACAUUUCAGAUACCCAAUAACAGUUGGCGCCUAGUUAAAGGGGCUGGGCGCCGGGGCGUGCAAUCCACGGAACUGUCUCUAAAUAUUUGUACAUAUUUUGCUAAUUAUCUAACAGUAAAUUACUGUGUGUGUGCGUGUAUGUGUGAGUGUGUAGGUGUAUGCCUGUCUGAAAUAACAAAAGUCUGAAAAACAUGUUUCUAUUUAAAUAAGCUAUUAAAAUAUUUACACACA